UACAUUAAUUAGUUACGAGUACUUUAUAAUUAGUUGGUCACCUUAGAGAAAAGACCCUCAAAAACAAAACAAUUUAACCAUCAUUUUGAGAGUGAAGGAGAACAUUUGCUUGGCCAUUUGAACCAAAAUCACUAGUUCCAACUGGCAUAUAAAUGUGGUUUGAGAUUCAAAGUCUGUAGUCUUCGUUCAGUCGGCCCGCUAUGACAUUUGCAAAUGAGAUGGAGAGCGUGAAAACACUGAGGAUGAAAUGUCUUUUAUCCACUCGUAACCACAGCCCACAACAAAGACACCCCGAAUCGACUUCCAUCUCUUUCAUUUCCUGUUCCACAGGAAAUUGCCUCAGAGGAAGCUGAUAGCUCACUGCUCACAGCAGUAAUGUAAUCUCUCUUCUAGCUCCCUUUCAUUAAAGAAACGGCAGCAUUUUGUGCACUGACAAACAUGCACUCAUUCACCAAAACCCCUGAACAAAAUGCAUCUGUGGUCAAAAGGCAGUUUCCACAAUUGCCCUCAACCCAUUUUGCUUACAAUGAUGUUUACGUAAAUGAUGCUGGCAUUUAAAUUCAUAUUUUAAGAAAAUUAAGGUUUUAAUCUAUCUACAUUUUUCUUGGUUUCUAUAUUGAACAUGUUUCUGGGUGAUAAACUGCAAAGGCCUAUAUAUCUUACAAAAAUGAUGGGUGCUGUUUGCUGUUAUCUCCCUCUCUUCCACUAGCUGGAAAAUGAAGCCUCAUUUUUGAAAAUCUUGAAAUCUGAAUUAUUUUGCUCUAGAUUAAUUUCUCCUAGAAGGUGAGAUGAGCUUAUCCACUUCAAUCAGGGCUUGGACGUGUCGACAUUUCCUAAUGGAGCAGCCAUCCCCUCAAAAGCUAAUAUGAGUGAUCGCCUGCCCUGUGAGACAGUGGCCCUUCUUAACGUCAUUCGUCACACUAUAUAAUCCCAGCUCUGAUACUGCCGGGGGAGGAGUGUCAGGUACUGUGUCACAUGCGAGGAGCUCCCAGUGGUCUCUGAAGGGGCAGCUUAAGGAGAUAUCGUCUGAGACAACAGCACCUUCGCCAUAUGAAAUGCAGGGAAAGAAGACAUCUCAAGAGACAGCAGCUAUGUCCUCUGAACUACAAACUAAUCCGAAGGGGCCCCAGACAGCCCCUAAAUCACCUGUUGGGCUUCUUAGGAAGAGAGGUCAAGAAGCAAUUCCAAAGAUGCAACCCGCUAUGAUGAUGUUCUCCAGCAAAUACUGGGCUCGGCGAGGUCUAUCUUUUGAUUCAGCAAUGUAUGACCAACAACACCUUGCAGCCUCAAUGCUCCGCAGGACAUCCUUUAAUCGGAUAGAUGAAAGACCUGACAAAGAAGAACCAAAAUCCACUCAUGACCUUGGGAAAUUAGCAGUGAUUUUCUCUCUGAAGAAUGAAGUGGGCUGUCUGGUGAAAGCGCUGAGGCUCUUUCAGGAGAAGCAUGUGAAUUUGUCCCACAUUGAGUCUCGGAGAUCCAAGAGAGUCACCAAUGAGGUGGAGAUUUAUGCAGAGUGCAACUGCUCAAAGAAAGAGUUCAAUGAGUUGGUGCAGCACCUGAAAGACCACGUCAACAUUGUGUCAUAUAACACACCUCAACACGUGUGGUCUGCAGAGACCGACUGUUUGGACUGUGUGUGCGUUUUGGGUGGGUUGCCAGAUGGGGAAGGAAUACCAUGGUUUCCCCAUAAGAUCUCAGAGCUGGACCAAUGCUCUCAUCGAGUGCUAAUGUACGGCUCAGAACUGGAUGCUGACCAUCCAGGCUUUAAAGACAAAGUGUAUCGGGAAAGGAGGAAGUACUUUGUUGAGGUUGCAAUGAACUACAAAUUUGGGCAGCCCAUCCCACAGAUAGAGUACACACCAGAAGAAGUGAAGACAUGGGGAGUAAUUUUCAGAGAACUUACAAAACUCUAUCCAACUCAUGCCUGCCGCGAGUACUUAAAAAACCUCCCUCUUCUCACAAAGCAUUGUGGGUACAGAGAGGACAACAUCCCACAGCUGGAAGAUGUGUCUCGAUUCUUACGAGAGAGGUCAGGGUUUACCGUACGACCUGUGGCUGGAUAUCUGUCACCACGAGACUUCCUGGCCGGUCUGGCUUAUCGAGUGUUUAAUUGCACUCAGUAUAUACGUCACAGCACUGAUCCUCUAUACACACCAGAACCGGACACCUGCCAUGAACUGCUGGGUCAUGUACCGCUCCUAGCCGAUCCCAAGUUUGCUCAGUUUUCUCAAGAGAUUGGCCUUGCAUCUCUAGGCGCUUCAGAUGAGGAUGUGCAGAAGCUGGCAACAUGCUAUUUUUUCACAAUUGAAUUUGGACUUUGCAAACAAGAUGGCCAGUUGAGAGCCUAUGGAGCAGGUCUUCUGUCUUCUAUUGGAGAGUUGAGACAUGCGUUGUCUGACAAAGCAACAGUGAAGAUGUUUGAUCCCAAAACCACAUGCUACCAGGAGUGCCUCAUUACAACAUUUCAAGAUGUUUAUUUUGUCUCUGAGAGUUUUGAAGAGGCAAAAGAGAAAAUGAGGGAAUUUGCUAAAACAAUAAAAAGGCCUUUUUCUGUCUACUACAACCCAUACACCCAGAGCAUCGAUUUAUUGAAGGACACCAGGAGCAUUGAGAACGUGGUUCAAGAUCUACGCAGUGACCUAACCACUGUCUGUGACGCCCUGGGAAAAAUGAACACGUACCUCGGUAUCUAGCUAAUCAAAAUCAUCAGUGCUUUAUUGUAGAAUAAAACUGCAACUGUUUUACAUGAUUCAAUUCAAAUUUCAUUAAUACUGUAACAUCUGCAGUGAUGUUGAUUAUCUGGGCCAAAUGUCCAUUAGUCUUGCCUUGUUAUGAGGAUGUAUGCCACACAAAUUAAGGUGUGAAAGAUUGCAACCAUAGUCAUCACAUGGCAUUCAAAAAUGCAGUCAUCAUUACAAUGUAUUAAAGUGAUAUUGAUGAAAUAUUGAUAUUAUUAGGAACAACAAAUAAAGGAACAAAAAAGCAAAAGAAAGGAUUUAGUAUCUAUGUAGUCUUUGCCUCUUUGUGCCUAAUGUUGUGCGUAAGACUCAUAGCAAGUGAAGGCAGUUGAUAUGUACAAUUACAGAUGAUAAAAAAAAAAAAUUAGCCUACAUGUAGAAAUCACUAGGCGCUAUUCUGAUUCCAGUGGCAUUCUCUAUUUGUAAAGAGUAUGUUUGUGUUGCUUAUUUGUUGCUGAAAAGCCAACUUCCCAUUCAAUAAAGCAUUAUAUUUUAGCAUUAUAUUUUGGCCUGUUUUUUUUUUUUAAGUGUGCAGCAAUGAGUUAAGAACACAUUUCAUUAGUAACACAAAAUGUUAUUUUAUAUUAAAUGUAUAUAAACAAGUACAUAUUUAUA
This is a messenger RNA of Sinocyclocheilus anshuiensis, 3353 nucleotides long. Its product is annotated as tryptophan 5-hydroxylase 2-like. Gene Ontology annotation, cellular component: neuron projection. NCBI's taxonomy places the organism in Eukaryota, Metazoa, Chordata, Actinopteri, Cypriniformes, Cyprinidae. The coding region runs from base 1056 to 2693 and encodes 545 amino acids. Gene Ontology annotation, molecular function: tryptophan 5-monooxygenase activity; iron ion binding. Gene Ontology annotation, biological process: aromatic amino acid metabolic process; serotonin biosynthetic process. The transcript is spliced from 11 exons. The record is from RefSeq and is a predicted model, not a curated record.